This is a messenger RNA of Entelurus aequoreus (snake pipefish), 1298 nucleotides long. Its product is annotated as transmembrane protein 238-like. The record is from RefSeq and is a predicted model, not a curated record. Bases 173 to 502 code for a protein of 109 amino acids. The transcript is spliced from 2 exons. Lineage: Eukaryota; Metazoa; Chordata; Actinopteri; Syngnathiformes; Syngnathidae.
CGAAAAAAAACACAUUUUCACGACUUUUCCUGCGCGGUGGAGUCCAACCACAGGACAGGUAGAGCAGGUGAGGUGUCAGGUUUCAGUUUACUGGCGACUCGACUGAACAUUUCACAAGGUCUCGGCUGAACUCUUUACCCGCACUUCUGCAAAACAGGCUCCUUCAAAAGAAAUGGCACACAAGUACGACGGCUUGUCCCACUGCAGGCUGGCCUUGGUCUUCGCGGUGCUGAUGGACCUCCUGGGGGUGAUCUCCCUGCUCUUGGGGGUCUUCGCCCCCCUGGAGAUCCGCGGACGAGACUUCGGGGAUCUCCUGGUGUACUCGGGGGCUCUGCUGGUGCUGCUGUCCUUGGCGGGCUGGGUGCUGUGGUACAGCGGCAACAUCGAGGGCCUGACCUCCAGGAAGGAGCUGGGGGGCCCCAUGGGCGGAGCCGUGGACCGCCUGGCUCGGUCCCUGAGCAGGAGGAUACGUCUGCCCAGGACACACAGCAGCCCGACGUAGACGCGCGCUUCAAGGAGUGCCACUGCUUCAAAAAAGAAAUUUCAAUACGAGGCUGAAGUGAGCUUCUUCUUCAAAAGGGGCCGAUACUGAUGCUCGAUGCCAGACUGAUAUCGUUCACUUGAAAUGUUACUAAGUAAAAUACAUGUGGGGUGUCCCACAGGGGUCAAUCCUGGGUCCGCUACUUCUUAAUCAUGUACGUUAUAAACAGGAAGUGCUUUUUUGAGGGAUAACUUGCAAAAAUGAACUUGGAGAAAAGCACUUUCGUGUUGUUUGGAAGUCAGAAAUGAGUGUCAGAUUGGAAAUUUGAUAACAGAGAUUGGAAGAUUAGAAAAGUAAGUGAAUCAAAAUAAAUACAAUUAGAAACUAAAUAAGAAAAAAAUAAAAUUAAUAUUUCUAUAUUUUAUUUGUAAAAAUACAGUAAAUAAAAGGGGUGUAACAGUACACAAAAAUGUUGGUUCGGUACGUACCUCGGUUUAGAGGUCACGGUCCGGUUCAUUUUCGGUACAGUAAUGCCUGGUUCACACCAACGGCGCUUUCCGCGCUUUAAAGCGGCGAGCAAAGCGCCGUCAUUUUUGUCAAUUUUUCCACGAAUAUCCCGAUCUCCGAAGUAAUGUUAUGCUUUGAUACGCUCUGAUACGAAUUAGUUGCCGCUUUGUUACCGUUCCUCACGAUUUGAUGCCGCUUUGAUACGCUUUAAAUCGCGCUUUGAUACGUUUUAUUACGCUUUAUUGAACUUUAUUACGCUUUGAUGCGAUCCUGACGCUUUAAAUCAGGCUCUGACACGAUUAUCAAGCUC